Molecule: messenger RNA, 530 nt
Organism: Racocetra persica
Lineage: Eukaryota; Fungi; Glomeromycota; Glomeromycetes; Diversisporales; Gigasporaceae
Source: the annotation of a GenBank genome assembly
AAGAUAUAGAUAAUAUUCAAGAACUUGAAGUUCAAUUAUGUGAAUUUUUUGCUGUUGCCGAAAAAGAUGAUGGAUCACUAUAUUUAGUUAAUUCACUUUUAGCUGCUAUUCAAGCAAUUAACAGAUUUUAUAAUUCAAAUAUUAGCAAGAUAAAACCUGUUAACUUAUUGAUAUCUAGAGAUACUCCUGAAGGAUUAUUGUAUCAGGUUUUUAAAAAAAGAAAAGAAGAAGGUUUCAAUGUAUAUAUUUAUAAGUCUAAAACUAAUCAACAUGGGCUAGAUAACCUUGGCACUGCUGAUAAAAUUUCUAUUCCUGCUAAUAAUUCUAUAAUUAUUGAAAAUUAUGAAAAGUACUUUUUAAAAAAACCUGUUAACACUAAUUCUGAAUUUUAUUUACAUCUGCUUGGUACAAAAUCUGCACCUGAAACUUCUGAACUAUUAUUAGAUAUUCAAAAUUCUCAGUCUAAUAUGAUUCCUGUUACUGACUCAUAUAAUCAAUUCAGAUCUGCAAAACAAAUUUAUCAAGUUAAA